AUGCGCGAAAUCCACCCUUCGAGCAUAUUUAUUGCGCCUCUACGAAUUCGAAAGAACAGCGGCGACGAUGACCAUGGUCCGUCGGUCGACGAAGCUGAGGUUGUUGCAGCUCACCCCAGUCCAACGGCGACACUGGAUUCAGAGCCAAUGGACGAAUUAGCUUCUACGCACGCAAGAUUCUACAACUACCUCCGAGCCCUCUAUCCAUUUCAACCUUCUCCUCACUCAUCUACCACUGUCACACUUCCUCUCAAUGCUGGGGAUAUCAUUUUGGUACAUUCUGUUCAUGUCAAUGGCUGGGCCGACGGAACUCUCUUGGAAACCGGAGCACGAGGCUGGUUGCCCACCAACUACUGCGAAGCUUAUGACUAUGCCGCCAUGCGACCACUUCUCAGGGCCUUGACCGAAUUCUGGGACAUUGUGAGGUGUGGGAGCGAUUCCAAUCUAAAUCUUUUCCGCAGCCAGGACUAUAUGAGAGGCCUGGUGGCCGGGGUUCGUGCUCUGUUAGAACGGUCCGAAUGUCUAACGCGGGAUUCCUCCCUGGUCAAAGAGCACGAGGGCAUUCGAAGAACGCGCAAAAGCCUUUUGUCAGACCUUGCUUUACUCGUUCGCACGGCCAAACAACUGCAACAGGUCAUUGUGGUACAGUCCUCUCACAAGGACCUGGACAUAAGGCUGGACGAUAUGCUAUUGAAAGCCUUCCGAAUUGUUACUCGAGCUGUGUUAUUCUUUGACGUUUGGAGCGAGAAGAUGGCUCCUGUCACUCCCAGCCCUACGGAACCACACGAGUCCCCUUCUGAGGCUGCUGUGGAAUUGCCAUCACAGGGCUCCAGCGGAACACACUCAAUCAUUCGCCAUAAGGGCUCAACGUCGGUGGGUGCAAACCCUUGUGGUGGCUCGAUGCUAUCCAAACGAUCUAGUUUACAUUCACCCAGGAAGUCGACUUCAGUGCGUCGACACUCGUCAAUCACACAUCGAAUGUCUUACAGCCGGGGACCAAAGCAAAAGAACACCAACCUCAUCUCAGAAUUUCUGCACCGGUCCUACGACGAUUUUCUCACGGUUUUGGCGUCGUUCCUUGGAUCCCAUAUGCAAUCCAGGUCUUCCUCCGAGCUGCUGCUUACUACUCAAAACGCCGUCAGGGCAUGUCGGCAGCUCUUCGCCAUCGUUGAAACUGUCAUCGAUCGAGAUGACAGCACCUCUCGACCUCUAGUCCAGGCUAAAGACUCCAUGUAUUACGCCAUCACUGAAUUGGUUCAUGCUGCUCGUCAAGUCUUCAAGCCCAUCCAUUCAAUCGAAGAGGACUUGGUUUACCUCCCAGAGGAGGCUCAUAAUCUUGUGCAAGCUGCCACCGCGUGUGUAAGCGCUGCAGGUCGAUGUGUGGCCAGAACCAAAGCAACGCUGGAAGAGAUUGGCGACUUUGAAAUUGAAAGUCUUUCACAGCUUUGGGGAGGAAACUCGGACGGAUCGAACACACCAGAACCCACCUCUCACGAUCUUCGCUCAUCUGUUGUUCUUCAAUCCACCGGAAUGACACCACCCAUCAAAGAAAUGCCCGACAAAGUCAAGGAGCGGCCUCGCAUUUCUAUCCCACAAGGCGUGCUCACUCCCCCGCUUUCUGUUAACACAGCCAUGUCCCCAUCCACUGGCUUCGGCAGCGUACCCCCAACACCAAAGGACGAUGUCAUGGUGGAUAUUAUCCGAUCCUCCCCAUUACCCUCGUCAUCACCUCUACAUCAAGAAGUCAUACCUGUGUCGCCAAAGUUCAAUAGCACAAGCAGUGAGAGCAGCUUCGAGCGAGGCCAUAGGCGUUCUGGUCCAAGUAACGUUUCGUCGGCGUCAACUCGAGUGACCUCGAUUCAUGGAGACGACAAUGAUGCUUUCGGGGAGUCUACCUCAGCCCCAUCAGGCCUUGAUGAAUUCACUCCUCUAGGUGGUGAGGAAGAUGCGGAGGCUGCCAUCCUAGUCCAAACGUUCGCCCAGGAGCUUGUUUUCAACCGAGAAGGCUUGGUGGUUGGAGGCACUUUGAACGCCUUGAUUGAAAGAUUGACCGAGCACGACUCGGCGCCGGAUGUUUCCUUCAUCGCCACCAUCUAUCUGACAUUCCGAUUGUUUGCUAAGCCGGAGGAAUUUGCUAAAGCUUUGGCAUAUCGAUUCGAGUACGUCGGGGGAAAUCAAAGCAUCGCCAAUCCCGUCAGGCUCAGGGUUUACAAUGUGCUCAAGGGCUGGAUGGAAUCUCAUUGGAGGCACGAUUGUGAUGAUACGGCGUUGCCUGUGAUUGUAGGCUUCGCCAGAGAAUCAUUGAUGGGGGCAAUACCCAUGGCAGGAAGGAGGAUUCUCGAGUUAGCGGACAAAGUGUCGUCGACCCAUGGUCCGAUUGUUCCAAGAGUCCUGUCUGCCAUAGGAAAGACGAAUACGUCCUCGGCGGCGUACAUUGAUCCAAACGCUCCUCUGCCACCAGCCGUCAUAUCCAAGAGUCAGCUCACAGCGUUGAGAGGUUGGAAGAUGGGUGGAGCUGGUGUCAGCAUCCUGGAUUUCGAUCCUCUUGAGCUUGCUCGCCAGAUAACGUUGAAGACUUCCAAGAUUUUCUGCUCCAUUCUCCCUGAAGAGCUUCUUGCCACGGAAUGGACCAAACGUACCAGCUCCUUGGCCGUCAAUGUCCGGGCCAUGUCUACCUUAUCAACCGAUGUCUCGAAUCUGGUCUCAGACUCUGUCCUCCAGCUCGAAGAACCGAAAAAGAGGGCGGCCAUCAUCAAACAAUGGGUCAAGAUUGCAAACAAAUGUUUGGAAUUGAACAAUUAUGACACAGUUAUGGCGAUCGUCUGCGCUCUAGAUUCAACCAAUAUCAAACGCAUGAGAAGGACUUGGGAAGCUGUACCCCAGAAGACGAAAACAAUAUUCGACGAACUGUGUAAGGUGGUGGACGUGUCCAGAAAUUACUCGGUCCUCCGCCAACGCGUCCAAUCACAGCUACCGCCUUGUCUCCCCUUCAUUGGCGUCUACUUGACCGACUUGACAAUGGUUGAUUCCGCAAAUCCUGCCACCCGGCCGUUGGCAACGGACCAAGGGGAAAUCUCCGUCAUCAACUUGGACAAGCAUAUGAAGACAGCCAAAAUCAUCUCAGAGCUGCAAAGAUUCCAAAUCCCGUACAGGUUCUCGGAGAUCUCUGAACUGCAAACAUGGAUGCAGGACCAAUUGAUCCGAGUCCGUUCAGCAGGCGAGAAGAGUUUCCAAAUUCAUUAUCGACGAUCCCUGAUUUUGGAGCCACGAGAACAGAGCAGGAGUCCCAACCCAGAAGCAGGACAAUCCGGAAAAGACAAGGACAAAUUCGACUUCCUGAACUGGACCCAUCUGCUUCAAAAAGAGAAGUCGGUUCCAGUCCCGAGCUAA
This is a messenger RNA of Rhinocladiella mackenziei CBS 650.93, 3390 nucleotides long. RefSeq lists its product as uncharacterized. The transcript has a single exon. Gene Ontology annotation, molecular function: guanyl-nucleotide exchange factor activity; protein binding. The record is from RefSeq and is a predicted model, not a curated record. The coding region runs from base 1 to 3390 and encodes 1129 amino acids. Gene Ontology annotation, cellular component: plasma membrane. Gene Ontology annotation, biological process: Ras protein signal transduction; positive regulation of GTPase activity. Lineage: Eukaryota; Fungi; Ascomycota; Eurotiomycetes; Chaetothyriales; Herpotrichiellaceae.